AAAUUACUACCCAAAUCCCUGAAUAAACAUAUAGUAACCACUCAUUUUCACGUAAUAAUACCACAAAGCAUUGCUAGAAAAUAUAGAAUAUAUGUUAUUGGUAACAUUGAAGAAUUGGGGAUGUCAAAAAAAGGAAUUAUACAACUAAAACAAAGCAAAAAAAAUUUAAUAUACUGGUAUUCUGAUCCUGUUAGAAUACCACUUUCAGCUUUUCAUCAAAAAAAUAUACAAUAUAGUUACCAUAUUUAUAAAGGCGCCGAAACUGGUAUUAAGAAGCAUUUAAAUAAGUGGAUUCCUAACAGACGGUCGCGUGAUGAAGAUGAAAAUCCUGAUGUAAUUACAGGCGAAUGGACCUUUGAAGAAACUGAGCAUGAAUUAAUUUCUAAGGAAAAUCAAUACGAUAUAUGGAGAUGUAAUAAUAUUAACAAUAUGCGUUUAAUAGUUUAUCAGGAGGAUUAUCCAUUUCUUUUUAUCAUCUAUAAUUCUAUAACUUUUAAAAAUCUAAAAGAUAAAAUCAUAGAAUAUCAAGAUAUCAACAAAACACAUUCACCUGUAUUAAAUUAUAAUAUGAUAAUACGCUUUUUAUACACAUGCCUUCGUAAUCAUAGUACCGUUGAGCAACGGAUAUUUCUAUUUGUGCUAUUGAGUUACAUAUUGAAUGAAAAAGCAGUGUUCAACCUUCCAAUAAAUUUUCCUUCCGUUAAGCUGUUAGAAGCUUUUAAUGGUGUUAAUGAAGAUCAUUUACCUCAUGACGUUAUUAUAUUAUUGGCUCCAGUUGUCUCUGCUUUAGCACAACAUGCCUCAGCUUACUAUACAAAAUUUGAAUGGAUGAGCGCUUUUAAAAUCGCGCCUUUUGCAGAUCCAAAUUAUACCUUCCUCGAAAAGAUUAAAAAGCCUGUAUAUACCAAAGAUAAUGUGUAUGAUUUUCAACAAUAUCUCUAUAAAAUUGUCAAGCCAUGUAUAGAUAAUAUUAGUGAAGAACAUGAAAUGACUUAUGUGAAUAUUUGCAAGACUCUCAUUAAACUUUGUAAAGAUCUUGCUGUGGUCGCAUUUUUAUGGCAAAAAAUUUUCCGGCCUAGUGUAAAGCUAGAUGAUGAAUUUAAUCAAUAUUUAAUUGAAUGCAUAAGUAACUUUAUAGCAAUGGAUAAUGCUAAAGACUUAUAUAAACAUCUUGAAGAGAUACCUAUUGAUAUAGACAUCAAUUUUGCUCCUCUAUUUCGUGAUAGAGUUUUGAUUUUGUUGCGUAGCACGGGAAUUUCUUGGAACAAGUAUAAUCAAGAUGCGAUAUUCAAGUUGCUUCAUAAUUAUAGAUUAAAAUGGCAAAAAGCUUCUGUAUUACAAGCAUUCGAAUAUAUUUCUGUUUCUCAAAAUCCUGAUUUGCUACAGGUUUUUCCAAUCCAAUUCAGUAGUUUUUUAAAAGAAGGUCUCAUGGAUGAAAAAGUCAGCAAAAUUUGCGCUCAAUGGUUCAAAUCCAUAUUAUCAUAUCUCAAAAAGGUUGUAUACAAUGAUGAAAAUUUUGCAUAUAUAGUCCUUUAUCAUCUUGAAAUAAUUUAUAAUAUUGUUACCAAAUACAACAUUACAUGCGACGAUUUGUUUGAAAUUGCUGAGAGAGAAAUCAAAUCUCUUUCGGAUGAUGUAAUAUUUAGUGCUGCUACUGAUGCUGGAAAAUUAAAACAAAUAAAAGUUCUAGAAUUCUUUUGUCGUAUACUAAAAGAAAAAUUUAGUACUGAUGUUAGAAACAUCGAUG
This is a messenger RNA of Dentiscutata heterogama, 1747 nucleotides long. The record is from the annotation of a GenBank genome assembly. Lineage: Eukaryota; Fungi; Glomeromycota; Glomeromycetes; Diversisporales; Gigasporaceae.